This is a messenger RNA of Aaosphaeria arxii CBS 175.79, 1743 nucleotides long. Its product is annotated as mannose-1-phosphate guanyltransferase. Bases 304 to 1302 code for a protein of 332 amino acids. Lineage: Eukaryota; Fungi; Ascomycota; Dothideomycetes; Pleosporales. Gene Ontology annotation, molecular function: GTP binding; mannose-1-phosphate guanylyltransferase (GTP) activity. Gene Ontology annotation, biological process: cell wall mannoprotein biosynthetic process; GDP-mannose biosynthetic process. The transcript has 4 exons. The record is from RefSeq and is a predicted model, not a curated record. Gene Ontology annotation, cellular component: cytoplasm.
UAUCCCCACCGAGUAGCUACCCUCGUACUACCUACCACCGUCAACUUUCCCCCCCUACAUCACCACCACACAACUGCAAAUAUGAAAGCCAUCAUUCUCGUCGGAGGGUUUGGAACCCGUCUACGACCUCUCGUACGCUCCCCUCAUCCAUGCUCAUUUCAAUCAUCAGAGCUUUCCCACCCCCGCAAUCAGCAAUCCGCGGUCUAUGCACUGCAUACCACAGCGCCUCUGCUCAAUCCUCGCUGACCCUACAAAAAGACCCUCACUCUCCCCAAGCCUCUCGUCGAGUUCGCCAACAAGCCCAUGAUCCAGCACCAGAUCGAGGCCCUCGCCUCGGCUGGUGUCACCGACAUUGUCCUCGCCGUCAACUACAGGCCUGAGAUCAUGGCCGAAGCCUUGAAGACCUACGAGCAACAAUACAACGUCAAGAUCGAGUUCUCCGUCGAGACCGAACCCCUGGGCACCGCCGGCCCCCUCAAGCUCGCCGAGAAGAUCCUCGGAAAGGACGACAGCCCCUUCUUCGUCCUCAACGCCGAUGUCACCUGCGAAUACCCAUUCAAGAAGCUCGCCGAGUUCCACAAGUCGCACGGUGAGGAGGGAACCAUCGUCGUCACAAAGGUCGAGGAGCCUUCCAAGUACGGUGUCGUUGUCCACAAGCCCAACCACGCCUCCAGGAUCGACCGCUUCGUUGAGAAGCCCGUCGAGUUCGUCGGCAACCGUAUCAACGCCGGUAUCUACAUCCUGAACCCCAGCGUCCUCGACCGCAUCGAGCUCCGCCCCACCUCCAUCGAGCAGGAGACUUUCCCCGCCCUCGUCAGGGAUGGUCAAUUGCACUCCUUCGACCUCGAGGGCUUCUGGAUGGACGUCGGUCAGCCCAAGGACUUCAUCUCCGGUACCUGUCUGUACCUCUCCUCGUUGACCCGCCAGGGCUCCAAGUUGCUCACCCCCGCCUCCGAACCCUACGUCCACCAGGGCAACGUUCUCAUCGACCCCUCCGCCAAGAUCGGAAAGGGCUGCCGCAUCGGCCCCAACGUCGUCGUUGGCCCCAACGUUGUCAUCGGCGACGGUGUCAGGCUGCAGCGAUGCGUCAUCCUCAAGAACAGCAAGGUCAAGGACCACGCUUGGGUCAAGUCUUCCAUUGUUGGCUGGAACAGCAGCAUAGGAAAGUGGGCUCGCCUCGAGAACAUCACCGUCUUGGGUGACGAUGUCUCCGUCGGUGACGAGGUCUACGUCAACGGUGGUUCCGUCCUCCCCCACAAGUCGAUCAAGCAGAAUGUCGACACUCCCUCCAUUAUCAUGUAAUCGUUCGAAUUCUCCCCUAGACCUUACGUUCAGACUCUCCGAACUGCAGAAGAGCCGGUUCAUUAGACAUUGUAAUCUUCUUGCUCUUUGUUCGUACGUUCUGCAUUGCGGUCUUGCAUCUCUACAACGCAUGAUGCGUUUGUGUGAAUUCUGGAGUUUAUCACGGAGUCUUCUUUACCUCUCAGCUCUGAUUAUUGGGUUCAUGAAAAUCUGUUGGGGAUUGUGGCGGCAAAGGCCCGUCUCUCGGUCAACGGAUGGGCUAUCGAGUGGGCGAGUAUGCUUCCACGAGUGGCCUUGUAGGCUGGUGUGUUUAUGGUUUACAUGUUUGCAAGCGUACCCCGAGGGGUCUAGCUCUCUGCUUUGGGUUUUCAGAUGGUUUUGGCUGGUCUUUUGGCUUUGCAUGGGGAAGACAAAAUCAUUCAUCGUAGAUAUACCACACAG